AUGACAAACCACCAUGAUGGCAACCCAACCUAUCUGGACAAACUGCCGGUUGAGUUUAUACUCUUAAAGAUUCUCUUAUCUCCUACGAGAGUGGAGUAUAUUGAGAUACUCUCAAAGAGAAAUCUCCUAUAUCAAGUACUUAUCUGGAAUCGCUCGAAUUGCCGGAGUUUUGCCGUCGUCAACAACCGCCGUCUCCGUCUCCAUCACCUCUCUCUCCUCUCCGAUUACAACACCGUACUCGCAGAUAUCCUCGCCGGAUCUCCACCACCGGAAAAAUCAUUGCUGCCGGAAUCAUACUUCGACGUGGUUGAAUCCGACGACUCUCCAGCGACGGAGCUGACGAUCCGAGUCGCUUGGCUCAUCCUCGUCCUCCUCUGCAGAAUCGACCACAAAGCAAAGCACUACAAGGACUUGUCCCUAACGUACAUAUUCUUAGCCAACAAUCUCCAGCAUGUGGUCUCACGCGCUGGAUCCUCGAACCUCAAGCACCUCCUCGGCGAGGACUGGGUCGUGAGACACUUCGCCAAGGUUAGGCAGUUCGCAGCGAGCUAUGAGCGUCUCGCGUGGGGUCCCGUCGCGUCCUCCUUGCCGGAGAAUUCUAUUGCGGCGGCGAUGUCGCCGGAGGAAGUAAAGGACCUGUUCGAGGCUUUCAACGCGAGCUUCGAGAGCGCGUACGGAAAACAGAGCGCGUGCGUCGUACCAGAUCCGAAGAUCCGGGAUGAGAUGAAGACGUCGGUCGCGAGAAAGUUGGUGACAAUAUAUCGGGAGUUUUACUAUACGCAUAGAAGUACAGUUGCCUUGGCGGGAGGUGAAAACGGCGCGAUGAACGUGAGGUUGGUUGUCCGAUUUACCCCUGAGGAUAUAGGAAAUUACAUCUCGGCCUUGUUCAUCGAGAAGGGUAGUUUUGGGAAUGAACGUGUUUUGCCAUCGCCGUCGUCAUCUUCCUCUACUUCUCCAUCGUCUCGCGGACGGCUCUCGAGAUCGUAA
Tarenaya hassleriana is the source of this 987-nucleotide messenger RNA. Its product is annotated as exocyst complex component EXO70B1-like. Bases 1 to 987 code for a protein of 328 amino acids. NCBI's taxonomy places the organism in Eukaryota, Viridiplantae, Streptophyta, Magnoliopsida, Brassicales, Cleomaceae. Gene Ontology annotation, biological process: exocytosis. Gene Ontology annotation, cellular component: exocyst. The record is from RefSeq and is a predicted model, not a curated record. The transcript is spliced from 3 exons. Gene Ontology annotation, molecular function: phosphatidylinositol-4,5-bisphosphate binding.